UGCCGGGGUCGGGCCCACCCCCCGGCCGGACGUGUCUGGACGGAGCAGCCGCCCCUGGGCCGGGCCGCUCCCGCUCGGCGACGGCGCCUGGGUCCGGCUGGCGGCGGCGGGUUGGAUUUUUGUUGCCCUGUUCUCCCUGCCAGAAGGCAGCUCAUAGGGGGUGACGUCUGCCCCAGUCAGGAAGCAACAGCUGGAGCAGUUCUUGAGCUAAGUUGGAGGAGAGACAAUGGCUCAGGAGACUAAUCAAACACAGGUGCCUAUGCUGUGUACCACCGGCUGUGGAUUCUACGGCAGCCCCCGGACUAAUGGGAUGUGCUCAGUUUGCUAUAAAGAGUAUCUACAGAGGCAGCAGAGCAAUGGCCGGAUAAGCCCCCCAGCAGCAAGUGGUCCCAGCAACAGCCCCGCGGCUUCAGAUUCCAUCCCAGGACAGGGCACAGAGGGAGACCCGACGCCUGAAGAUGUUAAAACCAGCACUCAGACUCCUGUGACCCAUCAGAUGACGGCCAUGAGCAUAUCCAGAGAGGAUACCAGCAGCGAGACAGUCGGAUACAUUAGCACAGACGAAACCUCAUCAGCAUCUUCCUCAUCAGAGACCCUCCUUGAAAUAUCCCAGAACUCUGCUGAGGGUGAGAAGACUUCAGAAAAACCCAAACAGAAAAAGAAUCGCUGUUUUACUUGCCGGAAGAAGAUCGGGCUAACUGGUUUCGACUGCCGCUGCGGGAACCUGUUCUGUGCCAUCCACCGGUACUCUGACAUGCAUAGCUGCCCGUAUGAUUACAAGGCGGAGGCGGCCGAGAAGAUCCGCAAGGAGAACCCCAUCAUUGUGGCAGAGAAGAUCCAGAAGUUGUGAAGGAAGCUGAGCAUCGAGUACUUGAGCCUUGUGGCGUGGCACUCCUCUCACUCCCCUUCCCUUCCCCCCAAGGUGUCUGGGAUCCUGCCAGGAGGCGAGGAGACUCAGCAACCCCGUGGCUCCUUUCUCCCCACUUCUUUUCCUCUACCCGUCGCUCAGUUGACGUGUUUUUAACCCGUUUUCAACCAGAAAAGGGAUCUGCACCUACCCCGCCCACCCCCCUGUUAAGAGCUUUGGACUUGUCUUCCAGCAGGGCUGCGCACACAGCUCACGGCGUGGAGGAGUUCAGCAGCCCUUCCGUUCUGUCUGUGCGACAGCCCCGGGCUUUGGAAACAGGAGCCUGCUGUGAGCGUUGGUGAGUCACUGCAGCACCUUGCUCAGCAGCAAACGUCAUCUCCUCACCCACUGAGGCUCCCAUUUGGGCUCGGGCUCAGACACAGAACAAGGAUUCUGUCCCGUUACAGCUCUGAGUUUUCCCUCUUCCCCUUAAGCAGCGGUUGGUGUCGCGACAGAAUCGUGAAGCAGCGGCGGCUGGUGCAGCAUAAGGAGCUCGUGGCUCGUGGACGCUGCAGCCAAAUGUGAGCGUUACACCCAUGAGCCAGGAACGUUAAGGAGAAACCCACAAAUGCCUCUUGCCCUUCCCCAGGCUUUGUGGGAUGCUGGGCUCAGCGGCGGGGGCUGCUUUCAACGCUCCGGUGGGACGCCCAGCGCUAGCCUCGUGUUUCAGACUCGCCCAUGUGCAGUUGUUGGCUGCUUACCGAGGAAGGCCGAUUGUAGCCCCACCGAAGCUCACGCGCCAAUGAUUCCCUUCCGCCCCUCCCACUCUUUACCUUCUGCCUUACUGUGUGAUUCUCUCUUAUCAGGGUUGUGCGCAAAACUCAGACCAGCAAUCCUCCUCCUCCUCCUCCUCUCUUUGCUGCACGCAUGCAAAUCUCAGAGAGCUCUGUCCUCCCUCUAGGCCUCGCUGAUAUUCAGUGAGCCUCUCUCUCGAGUGGGUGGAUCUGAUGGGAAAUCACACUGAGCCGCCGACCUCUCCUAGCUCACUGCUUGUUCCCCAAGUGCAGCGGUAAUGGCAGAUCCUCAGCUGUUGUGAAUCAGGGCUGCUCCGUUGCCUCAUAGCAGCCUGCUAAAGAACUUCUACCGUUCUGAGCCAUACAGGUCCCCCCCCAGUUCCCAGAUGUGGAUCAAAAGGGCUGAAUUUGGGCACCUCUGGGACCCAGAUUGAGGUUCUGAUCCUAGAUGGAGAGGAAUGUUGGAAACUCACAGGAUCUGGCCCUCGAUUAGAUUUGAAAAGAGGAUUCGGGGCAGGGGUGGGUGUGAAAUCUACUCCUAUGCAGCGCACCAGCCCCACACCCCUGCGCCAUUGAAAUCCCACUUACAUUCCUGUGAUGAGCAGGAUUCGGUAUGUAGGCGCUGGGCAGGCUCUCUGCAGAGGAGUGAAUUUCACCCGGGCCCCGCAGCAGCUAGGAGCCUAGGAAUCAGGCUGCCAUUGCUGCUUUGAGGGGAGCUCUCGGCUGGGAGCGUUAGGAGGUGGCUCGUUUCUGGGCUGUUUACAGGACCCAACAAACUGAACGAGCCCCCAAUUCUAGAAGCAAAGGAAGCGAAAUGAGCCCCCGGAG
Molecule: messenger RNA, 2469 nt
Organism: Gopherus flavomarginatus (Mexican gopher tortoise)
Lineage: Eukaryota; Metazoa; Chordata; Testudines; Testudinidae
Product: AN1-type zinc finger protein 5-like
Exons: 7
Coding region: 227-850 (207 amino acids)
Molecular function (GO): zinc ion binding; DNA binding
Source: RefSeq, a predicted model, not a curated record